CCAUUUUUUUCUCCACAAACAAUAAAAGUUCCAAUCUCCAUUCUCGUCUUAGCCAUUAAAAAGAGAGAUGAAACCAUUAUGAGAAACAAAAAAGUUUAGAUUUUUAUGGAGUUCAAGAAAGGAAGAGUAGUCUCACUCUUACCUUCAGGCAUGGAGAAGAAGUGGGCACUUCCUCUCUUCCUAAUCUCCUUCUUUGCAGUCUUCCUUGUCACCUCCCUUAACAUGGGCCUCCUCUCCUCUGUCUCCACCAUUGAUUCCGUUCUCUCUUUUCUCCCCUCAAAAUUCUCCGGCGAUCGUUCGGCCAUUGUUUUAGAAUCCAAGCUCUCACCGGCUCCGGCUACCAAUGUCCCUCGUCUUGCCUACCUGAUCUCUGGCUCCAAAGGCAACCUCAACCAAUUGUGGAGAACCCUCCAUGCACUCUAUCAUCCUCACAACCUCUACGUGGUGCACCUAGACCUCGAGUCAUCUGUAGCAGAAAGGAGGGAACUUGUUGCUCGGGUCGCCAACCAUUCCCUCUUCGCCAAGGUGGAAAAUGUUCAUGUGAUUAAAAAGGCGAACAUGGUGACCUAUAGAGGUCCAACAAUGAUGGCCACCACCCUCCAUGCCUGUGCCAUUCUUCUUAAGAAGAAGAAGCACUGGGAUUGGUUCAUCAACCUCAGUGCUUCAGAUUACCCUCUUGUAACUCAUGAUCUUCUCUUUACAUUCUCAAAGCUGCCAAGAAAUUUGAAUUUUAUUGAGCAUACAAGCAGAUUGGGAUGGAAGGAAGAUCAGAGGGCAAAGCCAUUGAUCGUAGAUCCAGGGCUUUAUAUGAAGAGCAAAUCUAAUGUGUUUUGGCUGUCACCAAGGAGAGAAUCGCCCAACGCAUUUAAGCUUUUUACAGGCUCGGCAUGGAUGGCUCUAUCAAGGGAUUUUGUUGAAUUCUGCAUCUAUGGUUGGGACAAUCUACCAAGAACCCUAUUAAUGUACUACACCAACUUCAUCUCCUCAUCUGAAAGUUACUUCCAGACAGUAAUAUGCAACGUACCAGAAUUCAAUAACACAGUCAUCAAUCAUGACCUUCACUACAUUUCAUGGGACUAUCCUCCCCAGCAACACCCACACAUCCUUGGUCUUCCUGACCUCGAAAGAAUGAUUAGUAGUAAAGCCCCCUUCGCUCGAAAAUUCAAAAUGAAUGAUUCUGUUCUCCACAAGAUUGAUGAAGAGUUCCUGGGCCGCCGAGGCGAAGAGGGCAUUGUGCCUGGUGGGUGGUGCUCCGGCGAGCCACGGUGCUCAGAUAUUGGAGAUGAGAUGAGGCUUGAGCCAGGACCUGGAUCACAGAGACUAACACAGCUUAUGGAUAGGUUAGUUAGAUCUAAUAAUUUUAAGAUGAAUCAAUGUAGAUAAAAAACUUCAUAGAUUGUAAAAUAUGAACAUUAAAUAAUCAUAUUUGAAUGACAAUGUAAAUGCAAACAUAGAUGGAUUAAGGUUGUCAAGUUAUGAUGAGUACCCAUUACAUAAAAUUUCAAUAAACUUUGUUGGUUUGAUGAAAA
Dendrobium catenatum is the source of this 1529-nucleotide messenger RNA. Its product is annotated as beta-glucuronosyltransferase GlcAT14A. The transcript has 5 exons. The record is from RefSeq and is a predicted model, not a curated record. NCBI's taxonomy places the organism in Eukaryota, Viridiplantae, Streptophyta, Magnoliopsida, Asparagales, Orchidaceae. Gene Ontology annotation, cellular component: membrane. Gene Ontology annotation, molecular function: glucuronosyltransferase activity. The coding region runs from base 106 to 1383 and encodes 425 amino acids.